GUUGUUCGAAUCAGUUUGCCAGGUGAACAACAUUGAGCGCGCUAGCGAGCGAUUUCGAGGCGAUUCCGAGGCGAUUUCGAGGCGGUCGAAGUCGAAUUUAACCGAAGUGCGCGUCGGGCCUUCGUUCCUAUUUUUUUCUUUGUGCUUCUGUGCGAGUGAGAGAGAGAGAGAGCAAGAGCGAAAGAGAGAGAGAGAGCGCGACAAGGAAGGAGCAGCAGCCUCCGCGACAAGGAGUUGAAUAUAUCACAGUGUGUUAGGACGAGAGAAUCAUCAAACGAUUCGGAACGCAGCGAAACGAUUCGGAACGAAGCGACCGAUUCGAAACAGAACACAGGACCUUUUUUGGGGGCAAUUGGCGCGAGGACGUCGCCGUGGCGAACAGAAACACGCUGGCCGUUGACCGAGUGGCAACGUAGCCCGGAGAAUCGGUUUGGAGAAUUGGUUCUUGAGCGAAGAAGAGAGUGUAUCGUAUCGUAUCGUAUCGUAUCGCAUCGCAAGUGAGGAACUCCUAAAACUGAGACUGAACUGAGCAUUUCGCAGCUGUUGCAUGCUGUUGUGGCAGACUCAGUGACGCCGCGAGUGCCGUCGCCACCGCGUCUUUGGUUUUUGUUGUUUGUUGUUUGUUUGGUGACCCCGACGCGAUCCUCUCGAGUGUGCAGUGUGACCCAGACAGCCAAAUACUAAGCACAUUUAAAACAGUGAAACGGAAAGAGACACACGAGUCCCGUCGGGAACGAGGUAUUCGCAUUCGAGCCAAUGGUCAGGAUGGGCCGACUGCUGAGCUGCCUGCCUGUGAUCCUGGCACUGGCCAUCGUCCAACUGGGACUGGGAUCCCACUCCUCGGCCGCCGGCAUAUCCUCCAACGAUCCCUGCUACUUCGAGGGCAAGCCGCGGAAAUGCCUGCCCAGCUUUGUGAACGCCGCCUAUGGGAAUCCCGUCCAGGCAUCGAGCACCUGCGGAUCCCAGCAGCCGGAGCGAUAUUGUGAGCUCCUCCGCGACGGUUCCAUAGGCGAGUGCCGGAAGUGCGAGGCCCAGCGUUAUGGACCCUCGUCCCUCACCGACCUGAACAAUCCGAGCAACGUGACCUGCUGGCGCUCCGGCGGGGUCAAUGUGCCCCACGAUCCCAGCAAUGCGCCGCCCGACAAUGUCACCUUGACCCUGUCGCUGGGCAAGAAGUACGAGCUGACCUACAUAUCGCUGAGCUUCUGCCCCAAGUCGCCGCGUCCCGAUUCGCUGGCCAUCUUCAAGAGCUCCGACUUUGGCCUCAGCUGGCAGCCCUUCCAGUUCUACAGUUCCCAGUGCACCAAGUUCUAUGGUCGCCCCGAUAGAGCCAAAAUCUCCAAGUUCAAUGAGUUGGAAGCCAGGUGUAUUAACUCCCAACAUGAUAGUGGUGGAGGUGGAGGAGCCUCCCAGAGAUUUGCCUUCAACACUUUGGAAGGACGACCCUCGGCGAAUGACUUGGACUCAUCGCUCGUCCUGCAGGAUUGGGUGACGGCCACGGAUAUUCGAGUGGUCUUUCAUAGACUGGAGCUGCCGCCGCAGCUGCUGAAGGUCAAGAAGAACAAUGCCAAUUCGUUUAGCGAUGAAAUGGGCGGAAGUCGCGAGGAGGAGGACGAUGGCGAGGAGGAUCUCGAGCUGGAGGGCGAUGAUCAGGACGAGUACAGUGACUACAAUCUGCAGGACAACGAUAGUGGGGAUAAUGCCAACUACGAUGAGUACGAGGAGCCCAAGAAGCACUUAGAGCUGGACGAUGAUCAUCUGGGGCAUUUGGACUAUGCCAGCGAUGGGGAACAGUCAUCUAUAUCAUCAUUGAAUACCAAGCUAAGCAGGGAAAGACAGCAGGGCAAGCACAAGUACGAGAAGCACUAUCAGAGCAAAAGUACCACCCAGCAGCCCAAGGUCACUCCGAGUGGGAGUACAGUUGCCCCCGGAGGAGGAGGAGCUACCACCUCGCCCUCCUCGGUGAUUUUGCCCAUUUCGCAGCACUAUGCCGUCUCCGAUUUCGCCGUCGGCGGUCGCUGCAAGUGCAAUGGCCAUGCCUCCGAGUGUGUGGCCACUGUGGGUUCCGGUUUGGGAUCAGGAUCAGGAUCAUCAUCGGAUACCGAUGACGGGCAGGACGAGGACUCUCCCGCAAACGCCGCCCCCGCCCACUUUGGACGGAGUAUCCAGACGACAGCCAAACUGACCAUGACCUGCGCCUGCAAACACAAUACCGCCGGUCCCGAGUGCGAGCGCUGCAAGCCCUUCUACUUCGACCGCCCCUGGGGCAGGGCCACCGACAACGAUGCCAACGAGUGCAAGAUGUGCCAGUGCAAUGGACACGCCCGUCGCUGCCGCUUCAACCUGGAGCUAUACAAGCUAUCGGGUCGGGUUUCGGGUGGUGUGUGCUACAACUGCCAGCACGAUACUACGGGGAGAUACUGUCACUACUGCCGCGAGGGAUAUUACCGGGAUGCCACUAAGCCGCCAAAUCAUCGCAAAGUCUGCAAGCGUUGCGACUGCCAUCCGGUGGGUUCGACGGGCAAGACGUGCAAUCACCUAAGUGGCCAGUGUCCCUGCAAGGAGGGCGUCACCGGACUGACCUGCAACCGAUGUGCCCGAGGCUACCAGCAGACCCGCUCCCACGUGGCACCCUGCAUCAAAGUGCCCACCAAUGCGAACAUGAUUCAGGCCGAGAGUGCUGGCGGCGGCGGCGGAGGAGGCGGCACGGGUGAUUAUAAGGACGGCGGUGGUUCGCAGGUCGAGGAAAUGAAGAAGUACUGCGGCAAGUGCAAGGCGAGUCCCAAGAAGCUGAAUCUCAACAAGUUUUGCAUGGAAGACUAUGCCAUUUUGGCCAAGGUCAUUGGCCACGAUCGCGCCUCGCAGGACAUCAGCACCGAAAAGUUCUCGAUAGAGCGACAGAACGAGAUCUACAAGUACGAGAUCAACAUCCAGACGAUCUUCAAGCGGAAUCCCAUGUCGGGCACGACCAGUUCCUUGCUGGGCAGAGGCAAUAUGAUGCUGCUGGUGCCGCGCAAGAGCAUCGAGUGCCAGUGUCCCAAAAUAAAGCUAAACAAAUCGUAUCUCAUCCUUGGACGCGACUCGGAGGCGGCGCCUGGCUAUUUGGCCAUAGGACCCAGCUCGGUGGUCCUCGAGUGGAAGGACGAGUGGUCGCUACGCAUGAAGCGAUUCCAGCGGCGAGCACGCAAAUGCAGUUGAAUCGAACCGGAAACGGAAUAUGUCAGAGCGGAUUUCAAUUUCACACACUUGGCUAGGUAUCGGUUUUUGUAUAAAUUGUACAGUUUACUCAAGUUUCUGACCUUCUUCGGCAUCAUGCUAUAAAUUAAUCUAAACGAAUCGAAUCGGAAAAUCGGUCCCUUAAAAUCAAAAGUCCCCAGCCCGUCGUCAGCAAUUCCCAACCGGAAGUAAUACCUAUAUAACCUAUAAUCUCAGUUCCCUCCUAGAAUAUCAUCUUCUUCUUCCGGUGGAAGGGGAGUUUCUAGUCUAUAAAGCGCUUUACACAAAACACACAAAAUACACAACCCCUACAUAUUAUGCCCCUUUUUAUGAAACACCAAAUGCUAAUUACAGUUACGUGCCAAUGGGCCAAUGGGCAGUGGGCGUGGCCGUGGCCGCUUGUGUCCAUAACGGUUAUGUUGGCCAUAAAAAACAGUUAUAAAUUGAAAAUAAGUGCGAGAAAGAGCCGAAAAGCGUCGCGUGUCGCGAUUCUAGACAACCAAACAGGCAAACAAGCGCGAAUUUUCCGGGAGGGAAAUGGAAAAUGGGAAAUGGGGAAAACGGACAAACAGGCCAACACGUCGACACAUAAGUGCAGUCAUAAAGCAACAACAAAACACGGGCCUUGACCAGAUGGCAAGCCGUCCACAUCCACACUUUUGCCAAUAAAUAGUAGGGAGCCUCAAAAUAGUAUUAUUAAUA
Messenger RNA from Drosophila takahashii, 3918 nucleotides. It is a transcript of the gene NetB, whose product is annotated as Netrin-B. The record is from RefSeq and is a predicted model, not a curated record. Gene Ontology annotation, biological process: tissue development; animal organ morphogenesis. NCBI's taxonomy places the organism in Eukaryota, Metazoa, Arthropoda, Insecta, Diptera, Drosophilidae. Gene Ontology annotation, molecular function: protein binding.